AUGGCGCCUCUCGACAAACCAACUCCCGAGGAGCUGGAGCAGCAGCUCAAGGACACGAUCCAGGACCUGUAUCAGAUCAUGGUGCAGGUGACGACCUACAACGCAACGCCCUCAAACCCCUCGGGCCCGGCGCUCGCUGAGUCCGUCCAGGCGCUCUCCCAGUCCCUGCAGCGCGUGCACAUGACGGCCGUCGCCGGCGCGCCCCCGUCGCCCGACCUGCCCGGCGCCCUCCCCAAGAUCCCUCCCGAGCUCGUGCAGUACGUGGAGAACGGCCGUAACCCGGACAUCUACACGCGCGAGUUCGUCGAGCUCGUCCGCCGCGGCAACCAGCUCAUGCGCGGUAAGAUGGGCGCCUUUGCCCGCUUCCGCGACGUCCUCGCCGAUCACAUCGAGCGCGGCAUGCCCGAGCUGCGCGACGACGUGGCGCGGGUCCUGGAGAGCACAAAGGUUACCGGGAGCGGAAGGCCUGGGACGGCGGAGUGA
Molecule: messenger RNA, 483 nt
Organism: Colletotrichum graminicola M1.001
Lineage: Eukaryota; Fungi; Ascomycota; Sordariomycetes; Glomerellales; Glomerellaceae
Product: transcription factor subunit Med10
Exons: 2
Coding region: 1-483 (160 amino acids)
Biological process (GO): regulation of transcription by RNA polymerase II
Cellular component (GO): mediator complex
Molecular function (GO): transcription coregulator activity
Source: RefSeq, a predicted model, not a curated record